Pleurotus ostreatus (oyster mushroom) is the source of this 1410-nucleotide messenger RNA. RefSeq lists its product as uncharacterized. The transcript has 2 exons. Gene Ontology annotation, molecular function: protein binding. The record is from RefSeq and is a predicted model, not a curated record. Lineage: Eukaryota; Fungi; Basidiomycota; Agaricomycetes; Agaricales; Pleurotaceae. The coding region runs from base 1 to 1410 and encodes 469 amino acids.
AUGCCAUUCGCUAUGAAGGAACUCCCCGUAGAGAUCUUGGACUUCAUUCUUAAGUAUCUCUUUCAGGAUACAAAAGCCCUGAAAUCCUGCUCGCUGGUGUGCAGCGAGUGGUCUCAGCUCGUUCAGCGGCGCCUUUUCAAUAGCCUCGUUGUCGAUGAAAACGAAGACCUCGAUAUUGAUAGGUGCCGACGUCUGCUGGAAUUAGUCAACGAAUCCCAACAUCUGGCACGCCACUUCCACCACGUUCAACUCUCUGUCUCCUUCGACUCCCCGGGUUGGCUCGAACUCGGGCGCGAUAUACUCCCCGAACUUUUGUCUCGACUUCCGGAAGUCAGAUCGCUUAAGCUCCGUAACGACAACGUUCAGUCAGCCUUUUCGCAACUACCAGAUAGCUUUCGCCUUUCACUACGCCAUACGCUAUCAUCUCCGUCCUUUGAGAAGUUGGAUCUUUGGGGAUGGGUCUUCUUUUCCAGCGCAAAGAACUUAGUAGAACUCCUCCAGUGCUGCCGGGAUUCCCUGACAUCUCUGGGCUUGUCCUUGAUUAGCUACGAUGACACGAGCGAAGGCGACAAUUCCGAACCCCUACACGUUAAACUACACAAGCUAAAGGAAAUACGCUUCCUUGGGGCGGGUGCAUUCCCGUAUCACCGAAUAUUCGAAACGCCCAACGUCGAUACAGUCUCCUGGCCACUACAUCGGUCGAACGAAGGGCCCUGCCGUUCGACUCUCGUGCUUCAGGGCUUUCCUGAUCUUGUCCCGCAUUGGAAGUUCCACAUUCAUGAUGGAUGCGAAGACGUGGAUAUUCGCAUGUGCGAUGCAUUGCAAGCGUCUAGCUUCGCGUGCCUUCACUGCCUCUAUCUCUCUAUAGAGUGCCAUACCUCGUCCAAUUUUGCCGUUCUUGCCAUCGCAUACCUUCGCCAGCUCCUCCCCGUCGCGCAGCUAGAGUCCAUCACCAUCGAAUGCCUCGUAAACUGUGACGGCCCGUAUGGGCCGGAUAUCUGGGAUCACCAGCACUGGGGAUUAUUUUGCGAUAGCUUGAUAUCUCUAUUCGAAGCCUGCGCAGCGGAAUAUAUUACCCUCAUUUUCCAGGUCGAGCGUUGCGAAGAGGCAGGGGAUUCGAUAGGGCCGCACGAUCCUAGCGAUCUAGAGAACCCGAGUCCAUGCCAGCCCGGGGACACCGACCCCCAGCCGGUUGAGGCACCUGUUGGACCGGUGGAAGAAUCUGACGACGAUUGGGAUGAAGACUCUCUUCAUUUUAUCUAUAAUGAAAAUGUCGAAACGGACACGCAGUCGGUGAAGAAACAAGUUGCGGAAACUCGGCGGAUGAUGAGGUCCCGAUUCGACGCGGCUGGACUAGGGGAAGCUGUCCAGAUGUAUACGCGGUUUCUUCUGCACGAGGUUGAACGGUGA